Messenger RNA from Tilletiaria anomala UBC 951, 826 nucleotides. RefSeq lists its product as uncharacterized. The annotation marks the transcript as partial. The record is from RefSeq and is a predicted model, not a curated record. The transcript has 3 exons. Lineage: Eukaryota; Fungi; Basidiomycota; Exobasidiomycetes; Georgefischeriales; Tilletiariaceae.
GUCCCCCCAACAGCACUCAAAGCAAGAGUCUUUCUGUUUUGGGCCUUGGUCUCUGCAAGAGUCGCCUGGUCGUGGGCCUGGCUAUGUGCGAAAGUCUUCGCGUUCUGGUUCUUGGUCUCCUCGUUCGACUUUUUAUACAAGUCGAUCUUCUUCUGGUCGACAGAGGCCUGGCUGGCGCGCUCUGCUGCUUCGGAACCCAUCGAAUUGCUGGGAGACCCCGACGGUGGUGGCGACGAUGGUCGCGAGGGUGGCGGGGGAAUGCGCGACCCCCCAGGCGUGUUGUUCCCGACGAGGGCGCUGCUGCUACUGCCCGAAUCAGACUUAGUGCUCAGAGAGCCAGCACCACCCAGGCGGCCCUGGCCUGAAUCAGACUUCGUGAGAGCGCCAGCAACACCCAGGCGGCCCGGCGCGCGGCGACUGAUGCACUCGGGCACUGGCACGGGCGCGGCCAACGACGCGGCCGAGGCACCAAUGAGCGCCAUGGCAAUGGUGGUGGUGAGGGAGAGCUUCAUUGCGAGCGUAGAAUAGGCUAGUUAGUAGGACAGUGGCCGGUGGGGGAACGAGUAGCGGAGAUGGUAGAAGCGAAAGGUAGGGUGGACAGAGAGCGUGCACGCUUGCUUGCUUCUUGUGGUCGGACCAGCCGGGAGGAAUCAAUCGCCUUGCAGGCGCUCCUUUCUUGCAUCUGCUCCUCACAGGCUACUGGUGCCCGCCGUGGCGCGGUCAAUAUGCGGUCAUUACUCGUAUAUGAAAGGCUGCCGCCGCACCGCGCCAUACCGUACGUCGUACUGAACAAAAGAGCAUACACGGCCGUAGCGGACCGUUUCCU